Haliotis rubra (blacklip abalone) is the source of this 4821-nucleotide messenger RNA. RefSeq lists its product as uncharacterized. NCBI's taxonomy places the organism in Eukaryota, Metazoa, Mollusca, Gastropoda, Lepetellida, Haliotidae. The transcript is spliced from 3 exons. Bases 539 to 865 code for a protein of 108 amino acids. The record is from RefSeq and is a predicted model, not a curated record.
UCCGAAUUACAUUUCCCGGUUACCUGGAUCAUUGGUAGCGAUCGACCCAAAGUCCAUCUGUUAGGUUCUUGUGGGACAAAUAUUUGUGUCGUGUCCGGAGAUUAUCAUGAUCCACCUGGCUGCUAACAGAUUCCGAGAAAUAUCACAAGGGAUCUCGAAUCAAAACAGACCCUAAUCUGGAACUGCUCUGGGGGUUUUGGCACCGUCGAAGCAAAUACAUCGUUUUCGUCUAUCAGCAAGGACUUUCAGAUCGCGCGUCGAAAAAUCAAUACAGAGGUCAUACGCACUGCAGUUUAAAGAGGUCAAUGUGACGUCAUGUGUCGCUUUAGAAAUCCCGAUAACAGUCAAGAAAUUAUUGUCAGAGAUGAUCCGAUGCAGUUAUAAAUAGCCUUGACCAACCGAGCGAGACUUAUAUCUAGAGGAGAGGACGUGAUUUCAUUGUUGAGACAGGGACAAGAGUCUUUACAGCAGAUUCACCAUACGUGUCAGUGUGUAGUGUUCAGUGGGAUCUAGUGUGGGCGCUCACGCACAGCUCCAAAUGGCGGGCACGACGAGUGAGACAGAGCCCAUGACGGGCGAGACGAGGAGAGACGUCCGCCAGAAGAGUCGCUGUCUGGGCAAGAAAUGCUGCGUGGUGUCGUUGGUGUGUUUGUUCCUCUUCCUGACCUUCAUCGCCCUUCCUGGAGGUGUGAUGUUGAUAGUGCAUGGUGGGAAGGCGAGACGGAAGGGCACACUAGCGGGAGGUAUCGUUCUUGUCUGUCUCCCAGUGCUGGCGACAAUAUGCUUAUUAGCUGCCUUCUUUGGGAGGAGAAGAAUGCAAAAGUUACGAGCCCAGAAUACUGUGACUACCACAGACCCGGUGUGAGAGUUAGUAUGUAAGGUGUGAAUGGUGCUGAUGCGACUGUCUCUGUGAGGACAUGCAUGACUGAACUGAUGCUGAGGAUGAGACAUCAGUUCUGGACUUUCUGACCUUAUUACUGUGGAUGCUACAAGGAAAGAAGACAAGGCGGCCACUGGACACUGUAUAUCAGCGAAUACCGGCCUUUUGUCACUUCAUCGUGGUCGCGUGGGUCACAUCAGGGAUGGCAACACAGGGUCAACACAGGGAUGGCAUAUCCUUCGGAUGAAGUGGAGUUGAAAUCGUGGAACACCAAAAGGACAGAAUAGUCAUAGGAAUAUGACACAGUGCGUCAAACAGUCAAAGAUAUUGUUAAUAUGAAGUUCCGAAGCAGAUCCUCAAGGCUAUAUUGACCUUAUAUAAGUUCUCUCAAUGAACCAACGACAAGCCGACAUGUAAAGGAUGCGGUUUUGCCAUUCAAGUGUUGUGAGGGAGCUUGUCUCUUAGAUCAGAGGGGAUACUUAUGAAUGUUUGACAUGAUGUGGACGUGGUUCAAGUGUCGUCGUGGAAACAAAACUUCAGUCGUCAAGUAAUGUAUUGUUUGUAUAGUGUUUCCUGUAGAAUGUGGAGUAUUGGAGUUCGUGGAUAAAGUGGAUUUGAACUCGUGUGUACAAUGAAGGAACAUCAAAAGGACGGGAUAGUGAUAUAAGACACUGUACACAUGUCCAAUCAAACAGUCAACGACCAGUCAACCACUGAAGGGACAUGUAGGGACACCUGCUGUCGAGACCUGGAUGACUGUUGAGGAACAUCUCCACAAGGCUUGUGAGGAGGCUUUUUAAGCCUCUCACAAAGACAAGGCCACAACCCGCAAGUUUGUUUAUGACUGGACAAUACUCAUCUACAAGCUGUUGAAUUUAGCAACGAAUGUGCAAAGUGUUAAAAAAGCAAUCAGUAUUUAAAGUUGUGUACAUAUGGGUAUCGGCAAACGAACAUUGGUGACGUGUAUGAAAGGGUUCGGUGACAAAGACAUUAGUUGACUGCCCUAGUGGUCAGACAGAGUGCACAACCACGUGACAGUUGUAAUGUAAGGUUGUGGUGUCACAAGGGGUCAGUGCCCGGGCCACCCACAGCGACUCCCGUCAUCUCGGACAUAAUGAUCUGUGGGAACACGCUAUUCACGCUCGAGAUACUUACAGCAUUUGAGAUGUAUUUGAAAUUACUACACCUGUAUAGGUCAAAACAGGAUCUUUUCUUUGAUUUAAUUAUUUUAUACGUAAGAAACCAAAGAAUGUUUACAGAUUGUGUGGAUAUUGAAGUACAUUUAGAAAACAUCCUGAAUAUCAGUUUAUUAAUCUUGAUGUCACAGACAAAAAAGGCAUUACCAGUAAAACACACUAGUGAGGCACUGUUUCGGUGGGAUCAAUGUGGCAUUUGGAUUCAAUCCUCAUUCAAUUCGGUGACCAAAUCAGGUAUAAAUAUCGCUUCAUGUGUACAUGUAUCCAAUAUCAGAUACAUUACAAUACUUAAUGACAGCAUACGAGGCCAACCCGAUCAUGUUCACCUAUGUAAGUGAGAUGUUGGGAUAAUGAACCGUGGUGAAUAUGGCCAUUUCUUGCUAGGGAUAUUAUUGUCGGAACCAAAGAUUUGAAAGAAACAUGCCAGCCACGUAGUCACACCAGUGAUCAGCGUGUUGUGGGUUAAACUAUAAUUAUUAUUUUUUAAUUUUCACUUCGGGAUGAUGGGAGUCGAUUGUAACCCGACUUGUACCUCGACAUUACCCGACAUAUUGCUCAAACAUACGUCUGUUGUAUUGGCCUAUAUUAACCCAUUCUCUUUCAUUGGAGGUAGUGUUACUCCAGCAUCAUGAAUCUUCCGAUCUAGUUUUUUACGCAAGUGUUUCGAAUCUUUGGACAUGGUGUUAUAAAAAGUAUCUUGAAUCUUUGGAUCUAGUUUUAUACUCAAGUGUUUUGAAUCUUUGGAUAUAAUGUUACGAAAAGCUUCUUGAAUGUUUUGAUUUAGUUUUAUACUCAAGUGUUUUGAAUCUCUCGAUCAACGUUUAUGCUCAAGCACCUUGAAUAAUUUUUAUCUUGUUAUAUACUCAAGCAUUUCAUACUAAAACAUCUUAAAUCCCUGGGACUAUUGUUAUUGUUACGAAUCUCGAAAUGUUUGAUCUAGUGUUAACUCAAGCAUCUUAAAUGUUUGAUCUAGUGUUAUAUUUAAACAAAUUGAAGCUUUAAAUCCAAAGUUACACAUAAGCAUCUUGAAUAAGAUAUAAUCAUCUUGUAGCGAUCCGCUCAGAUAAAUCCGGAUAUUGUUGUUCCCGAACGGUUCCUCAAGGAUAUAUUGGUCUUUUAUACGUUCUCUCAAUAAACCAAUGUCAAGCCGAGAGAUGGGGGUUUGUCACGCAAGUAUGGGAACUAGUUAUUUUGAUCAGAGGGUAAUGCUUAUAUUUGACAUUGUACGUCGCAUGUAAAAGUGUCAGUCGUCAGGUAAUGUUACUUUUGUUUGUAUUAAGUGUGGAAUGUGGAAGGUUGGACUACGUUUUCAGUGUUGUCUAUUGAACCUCAAGGACGUACCAUUCUUCAGAUCAACGUACCAGCAAGUAAAAAAACAAAAGUAAUAUACGCAUGUAUAUAACUGCCCCUUGCCCUCUGUUUCCAUGGUUACUGAUUAUUGACAAGCAUACUUUUCAUCUUUAGGCAGCUUUGAGACACCUCGGUAUGACUGAUAGGAAACAUUCGUUUCUUCAUUCAAUAUUUAUAUUCUUUCAAUGCAAUGUUUUGGCGCAGUGAUGGUGCCUCAGCAUGCAAGUGUUCACCAACUUGGAAAAACCCUGGUUAUAUACAUGUUGCUCUAAGAAUGAAAUUGAGUUCAUGACAGUUCUAGUUUAAUUAAUGGAAUAUUUUCUUUUUAAACAAAUAGACCGUAAACUACGAACUAGUUUUAUUUCUUCGUAACCGUAGUUCGUUAUACGCAUUUCGAAUAUAACAUACCUCGGGUGGUCGGGACAAAACACUGUUCGUUACAUCCGUCAUUUCGGCAUAAGCGCAUUUUAAUUGUACCUGGACUAAUUUCAUGGCUGAUAUUUCGCCUGACAGUUUGUUGUAAUAUAGAUGUAGGCCAACAAUGAUCAAACAUAAAAGUUUUGUUAUGCACAAGGUUUUGAGGUUCGUUAGCAUACCCAGAAUGACAACAGGGGUAUAAUACUUAACAGUAACACGCCCAUCAUUAAAUACAUUAGAAUGAAAGAAGUCAACAUUGUAUUAAUUUUCGAAACAAUAUUUUUAUUCAUAGCAUUAAUUAAUUAUUUUUAGAUGUAUUGUCAAUAAAUUUUAAUUUAUUGCGGGUCUCAUUUGAAUGAUGAGAUCUGAUUGAUGUUUGAUGUAGAUAUAUUGUAUGACGGGGCACGUGACAUUCAGCAUUACCACAUGUACAAACAUACUGAUACUGUGAUGGUCGAGGGUUUCUACAUAUAGACAGCCAGUUAAAGACAUUUAUAAACGGAUGAAGGGUAUGUUUCUUGUGAGUUUUAUAUGUUUUAUACGUGUUCAUAACUGACAUGAUUCAAAUACGACAGCGGAAUAUAUAUUUUCAUACGUCGUGGAUAUGAACAAACUGUAUAACUUAUGUGUUUUUGUUCAGUGUAGUUCAUAUUGCAGCUCAUGUUGCAGCUGAUGGUGUCGCAGACCACGUUGUGAGAGUUGUAGCAUUGUUGUCUGAACGAACUCAUCAAAUAACGAUAUGUGUUAAUUAAAUAAAUAUUCACGGGCUCUCUGAAACUGUGUGGCAGUCGGCCAUGUUGUGUUCAAACGAGAGAACCAGUGAUUACGUUCCUCGGUCGACAGAUAAAAUUGAUGUAGUUUUGUCGGAUGCGAUGAUUUGCUCAUGUUGUUUAUUGUCUCAGUCGUUUACUCAAGGUGUCCGUGUUAUAAAGACGUGGCCAUCAUCUCAUGUUCAUGAAUAAACAAAUCUCAACUGUG